Messenger RNA from Cyclopterus lumpus (lumpfish), 991 nucleotides. RefSeq names its product ADP-ribosylation factor-like 6 interacting protein 5a (gene arl6ip5a). The coding region runs from base 88 to 660 and encodes 190 amino acids. The transcript has 3 exons. NCBI's taxonomy places the organism in Eukaryota, Metazoa, Chordata, Actinopteri, Perciformes, Cyclopteridae. The record is from RefSeq and is a predicted model, not a curated record. Gene Ontology annotation, biological process: negative regulation of transport. Gene Ontology annotation, cellular component: membrane.
AGACUUUACUUGUGUCGCUUUGGGUGACUUUUCCGGCUGGUGAAGCGGGUACCGUGCUGUCAGACUAGGGAACGGAACUGGAGGCAAAUGGCUAAAGUGGAGCUGACGCCGCUCAGACCGUGGGACGACUUCUACCCCGGCUCGGAAAGAUUCGCGAAACCGGACGGCAAAGAUUUGGCUAAAUGGAACAACCGAGUUGUCAACAACCUGCUUUAUUAUCAAACUAAUUAUUUGGCUCUGGCCAUCGCUGUUUUCCUGGUUGUAGGGUUCCUGAACCCUCUGGGGAUGUUCACCGCCAUGGCCGUGGUGUCGGCCAUCUUCCUGGCUUCGGUGUGGGCCGGAGAGAACAGAGCUGCAAUCAGCAACCUCAAGAGGCACAAUCCCACGGCCUUCGUGGUCGCCAUCAUGGUCGCCAGCUACUUGUUGAUCUCCAUGCUGGGAAGCGUCAUGGUGUUCAUGACAGCCGUCACUUUACCCCUGGCUUUGAUAUUUGCGCACGCUUCCUUUCGCCUCCGCAACAUGAAGAAUAAGCUGGAGAACAAGAUCGAGGGAGCCGGGCUGAAGAGGUCACCCAUGGGCAUUCUGCUGGAGGCUCUGGGUCAGCAGGAGGAGAACUUCCAAAAGAUCCACAGCCUUCUGGAGGAAAAACUGAAGGAGUGACUGGACUCUGUGCACUUGUGUGUUUUUUCCAAAGAUCUGGACUUUGUGUGUGUGUGUGUGUGUGUGUGUGCGCGUGUGCGUUUUAAAAAGGAACAAUCGUAAUCUUUAAUCAGGGUAUCUGUCACCCCACUUAUAACUUGUCGGGCCAUGACGGCGCCCUCACGUCUCCGCUAUGCAACGUGUCGGUGUUCACGUGAAACACAGAAUGCGGACUCUGAUAUCUGUGCUCAAUCAGUGUGAGAAACAACCGUCGGCCCCUGUCGGCCUACUCCCCAACUGAAAAUUGUGUCUCUUUGUAACAAAGAAUAAAAUGUGCGUGCCUCUCACACUG